AUGGCACAAGAAAUGUCACCACAAAAGAAGGAAGCUCAAAACCAACCAAAGCGAAGAAUCAAAAUGAUGGCUCAAAAGAGUAAACCAAAGCCAAAGCCAAACUAUGAUCGGAAAGCAAAGCACCCAAACUAUGUCCAGUUUCGGUGCAAUGUCAAUGCUUUCAACAGCAUCAUUACAGACGUAAAAGACAAGCUCAACGAAAGGGAGAAGAAGCUUCUCAAGAAAACCCCCUUCUGGAACUUGAUUGAGUUGUUUUACCACCAGAGAAUUGACAUGAAUAACAUGAAUAAGUCAGACCUUGACAUAGUACAAUUGCUCAAGAAAUUUGAUCCGGAUACAAAGUCCUUCAAAUUUGGCACCAAAUCAUUCAAGAUCACAUGCAAUGCAGUGACUCAGAUUCUAGGACUGCAAAAUGAAGGAAAAUCUGUCAAACUUGUCAAUGAUAGGUACACUGCUACCUUCAGAAUAAGGCACUUUGGAGAAAAGGGAAAACCAUCAAAAAACCAGGUAGAAGCAGAAUUACUAAAGACAAUUUCCUUGGCAAACCAACCGAAGAAAGAAAAGGCCAAGGCAGAGCAAAAGAAGAAAACGAACAAAGGAAAAGAAAAGAAAGAAGCUGAAGAAGAAGAAGAAGAAGUUGACUAUGACAAGGAGGUGGUCAGCCUAAUAUUGAUUCACCUCUGCAUGGCAUUCCUUUUUGCCAACGCUUUAUCUACUUUGCAUUGGAAAUUAUUUGAGCACUGUGUGAAUCUAGACACACUUUCAAGCUAUUAUUGGGCAAGAGCUGUUUCAGCCUACGUGAAUGAAUCCUUGGUCGCAAAAGCAAAAGCAAAAGCAAAGAAGGGAGGAGAAGCCUCUAUAGGAGCUAUUUCGGGUUGCAUUAUCCUAAUAUUGUUUCUACUGUGUGAGAGGACAAACAUAAUACAACCAAUCCUGGGCAUGGAGAAAGAAACUCCUGCCAUUCUUAAAUGGAGUCUUGUGGAACUCCACACAAUAUUCAACCAAAUAAUGGACUUGAAUGACAUCGAGGGUAUUUUGAAAGCAUAUAAAAAGAGAAAAACUACCAGAGAAGAGGGAGACCCUCUUGACAAGAAAAACGAAAAAGAAGAUGAUGAAGGACAACAAAGAGAAGCAGAGGAAGCAGAAGACCAAGGAAAACUUGAUGAUGCUGAUCAAACUCCAGAAUUAAAAGAGGCUGGAAAGAAGAAAAUGUUUGAGAAUGAAGCUGGAAAUGAACCUCUUGCAAUUCAAGACCUCUUGGUGAAGUCCAUGACAGACCAAAUCAACUACUGCCAACGUCGAGAUCCUAGCUUUGUUUUGCCCAGAAAGAUUACAACUGUGGAAGGAUGA
Messenger RNA from Prunus armeniaca (apricot), 1350 nucleotides. The record is from the annotation of a GenBank genome assembly. Lineage: Eukaryota; Viridiplantae; Streptophyta; Magnoliopsida; Rosales; Rosaceae.